Molecule: messenger RNA, 1125 nt
Organism: Rattus norvegicus (Norway rat)
Lineage: Eukaryota; Metazoa; Chordata; Mammalia; Rodentia; Muridae
Source: RefSeq, a predicted model, not a curated record
GCCCUUGGUAACCACGUUCUUGACCAUAACCGCAUCUUUAGAUCCUCAUGAGUGGGGAAUGAAGGGGUACCAACCAGGAGGCAGCUCCCACCGGGCUCAGCUGGCUGCCAGAAUUCCCACCAGACCACAUCAAUCUGGCCCUGGGCUCAGGGCAUGAUGUGAAAGUGAGAGCCUUGGCCCGGUUGCAAUUAAGACUGAAACCGGGUCACAUUAAGGGUAAGAAUCACCAGGCCCUGGCCACCGGAUUCUCUCAUGCUGAGCUCUUCCAUCACUAGGAAUGUUUUUCAUGUAACUGUAGCUGAAUUGAGACAUCCAAGGUCAUCUAUGCAUUUGGACGAGAUUCAGACAUCUAGGCGGCUUGUUCGGCUUUACCCGGGAGAGUCUUCUAAAAAAGGAGCCCAUUCAUCCUCUAUUAUUUUGAUCCCAUAUCUAAGUCAAAAUGCUAACAAAUAAAAAUACAACAACCUAUCGCUUAAAAGAAGAGACAAAUGCAAUGGGGGCUGCUCAAAUAAUGCUUGGCCUAAUCCACAAUGCUCUGGCGACUCUCUGGAUCUCUUUGUACCAUGUAGAAGACAAGAAAUACAGUAUUGGUUCUAAACUUAUGCUGGUUAGCAUCUGUUACCUGCUUGUGUCUGGAGCAUUGUUCAUCAACUCGGGAGCCAGCAGUAUAACCCAGGGUAGUUCUUCAAUAUAUCAGCGUAUAAUAGCAAUUAUAGCAAACACCUUAAGUAUCUUCGCGGCUCUCUUUGGUGCAGCGCUAUUUGGAUAUGAAUUUCCACUUUUUGAAUCAAUGGGAAUUGAAUACAUUUGGUCAAAUAUGGCUGGCAUGAUGCUUCUACAAAUUUCUGUCUUGUGUACCAUCUCAGAGUUGAUUAUUGCAAUCACAGUGCUCCACUGGUUCAUGUCAUCGCGUAAAAAUAAAGUACCCUCAAACGAAAUUUUCUCAGAACCACCACCUUCAAAACCACCAUCUCUACUCGACUUGGAAAAUGUCUCUGAAGACUCCUAACCAAAGAAAAUAGAAGAUGAAAUUGAUGUGACUUAACUGAAGAGCCCUUCAGUCACAUCCUUGCCACUUCUCACUUUCUCCUAGUUCAGUAAUAAAUGAUGCAAUUUGAUCACAAA